AUGGCUAUUCUCAUGGGUGUUGCCGCCACUGCCCUCAACGGGGUCGUGGCGGAACGAACACAGAGCUUGCAUAGCGGUAAUCCUGCUGGGAAGAAAUUACGUACGAGGAAGGUCAAAUUUUAUGUCUCAAAGCCAAAUGUAAAAGCGCUUGGGGAGAAGGGCGCAACAUCUGGCGUCUUAUUCUUGUCAGAUAUUACUGGCAUUCAGCCCAAGGAGAACAAACUCUUGGUCGAUGGCUUUGCACGAGAAGGAUUUGUCACUGUGGCGCCUGACCUGUUCAAUGGCUCUCCAGCGCAACUCGAACCUAAUCUCAAUGUCACGGAAUUUCUCAGCAAGCAUCCUCCUGAAGUCACGGAUCCCAUAGUGAAAACAGCGGUCGCCUAUCUUAGGGACAUGCUUGGCAUCAAGAAAAUUGCGGUAUCGGGAUACUGCUUUGGAGGACGCUAUGCCGUCCGCGUGCUCAAUGGGGAAGAUGCAGUGAAUGUUGGAUUCACUGCGCAUCCAAGUCUGCUUACCACAGAAGAGGUUAAAGCGGUUCAACGCCCACUCGGCCUCGCUAAUGCUGAGAAUGACCCGGCAUUUCCCUUGCAGCAGCAGACCGAGACUAACACCAUCCUGGGUCAGCUUGGGCAUGGUUUUGCGGCAUCUCUGUAUAGUGGUGUUAUACAUGGGUUUGCAGUCCGUGCAAAUCUUUCUGAUCCGGAGCAAAAGUUUGCAAAGGAAGAGGCCUUUUCCCAGGCAGCUCGCUUCUUUAAACUGUGGACUCAGUAA
Messenger RNA from Colletotrichum truncatum, 771 nucleotides. Its product is annotated as dienelactone hydrolase family protein. The record is from RefSeq and is a predicted model, not a curated record. Gene Ontology annotation, molecular function: hydrolase activity. NCBI's taxonomy places the organism in Eukaryota, Fungi, Ascomycota, Sordariomycetes, Glomerellales, Glomerellaceae.